This is a messenger RNA of Acanthaster planci (crown-of-thorns starfish), 3996 nucleotides long. Its product is annotated as sialate:O-sulfotransferase 2-like. Gene Ontology annotation, molecular function: sulfotransferase activity. The record is from RefSeq and is a predicted model, not a curated record. NCBI's taxonomy places the organism in Eukaryota, Metazoa, Echinodermata, Asteroidea, Valvatida, Acanthasteridae.
UUCCUUGCUAGGUGACUACCAAGCCUAAAAUUCAAUAAGUUGUUUACACUCCUGCGUGUUGUUUGCACGGGCCGUUUCAUUGUUACUCUAGCGCAAUCCCUGCGCAUUACCGUCCAGCAUGGCAGUGUGGUCUUGAACAUUACCAUAAUGCCACGUAGACGGUCAAUACGACUUUAUUCUGUCCUGGGUGACAACUUCUAUUCUGCGUGUCAGACAUUGUUCUACCAGUGUUGCUCUUCAUCGAAACUGUGAGCAAGUGCAAGGUUUGCCUGUUACAUGUACGUCACCCUACUGCGUUAGACGAUUUAUAGCAGAGUUGUGCCAACAGCGUGAAACUGAAAGAGCUCUGGUAAUGAAUAAACAAUCAAGUAAGAGAAAACUCUACCAAGCUGUGCGAGUACAAGUGACUUUCUGAAUUAGUUCAGACAGCAGCAACACAGAUUCACCGUGCACUUCCAUGUACAUGUAAUUAACUUGGUUGUGUUGAGAACUCAGAUGAGACGAUCUCGUGGAUAUGAGGUAUGAUAUGCUGGGCUUUCGACACUUACCGGCCAGAAUGUUCCGUUACAAAGGCCUAUUGCUCAUAAUCUUCGCUCUAUGUGCCUUGAGUUUCUAUUUCGGCCGCUACCUGCACAAUCAUGAUGAACCCAAUACACUUCAAGCGGAGAAAAGUCCAGGUGACAGGCCUGCUUUACCAGCAAAACUCGCAAACGAACCCCAAGACCUACCCCAGGUGAGAGAACAGGUCAUGAGUCGAGGAAGACCGAGACCCUUAACCUCUCAACCAGCUGUCAAUCAUUUUGUGUCAGCCUUAAAUAAGACGUGGAUGACAUGGACAGAUAUCAACAGUCCGGGUGUCUACCGAGCCUGCGUACCGAGACCAAGGGACAGCGUGUCAAUGUCAGAGGUCGUGACAGGUGGUUUAGUGGAAAAGUCAUCCAUGAUGACAAUCACGCACUGUCUGAACAGCUGCAUCGCUUUGGGUUUUACUUAUGCCGCCCUCAGUCGCGGUGCUGAGUGUUUCUGCACUGACGUCAAGGGCGAGUCCGCCCUGCUGAGCUACAAAGACAGUGCCCUGUGCGACAUCCCUUGCGGAGGGGAGCCAAGAUACCACUGUGGGGGCCGGGACUAUAUGUCUCUUUACCGAACGUCGGUGCCAGACUCUCGGUGUUCCCGAAUCAAACUGAAACCCAAGGGAAGUAUGCCACUGAUUGCGCUAGCCAGCUACCCCCGCUCAGGUAAUACCUGGACACGGCAGCUCAUUGAGCGGGGGACGGGGUUCCUGACUGGCAGCGUCCAUUGGAAGCACGAGAAGGAAAUGGCAAUCUCCAGUAAAAUUUUCCCAGGUGGCAACAUCGAUUACCAAACCAGACAGACGGUCUGCGUCAAGUCCCACUUAAGUGACACGGCUCACAUCAAGACGUUCGAGGGUGCCAUUUUACUCAUACGUAACCCUUACAGCGCCCUCGUAGCCGAGAUAUUCCGGAGGCUGAUGCUGGACCAGGAGAAGUCGGCAGAGGAGACGGUGAAAUAUUUUGAUUCUCCAGAGUGGAGGCACUUUGCCGAAAAUCAGGCCCAGAGCUGGCGGAAUAUGGCUGUGCAGUGGAUCACCAACUCUCACCGAAUCCUCGUGUCGCACUACGAGAACCUGCAAGAAAAUACGUACGAGGAGCUCGCCAAGAUUGUGCGGUUCCUGGACGUGCCAGUCCAGACGCAGCGCAUUCUAUGUGCAAUCCAGGAGUACCCGUCUUCGAAGGCGACCGGCGUUUCGCUUGGAAACCAUGGGAGAAAAACACGUGUCUAUCUAACAAAGGACCCAUUCCCUCCCGAUGUUCGGAAAUUGGUGGAUGAAAACAUCAAACAAGUUAAUACAACACUCAUAGAGUAUAAACUCAACCCUCUACCCAGAGAUUACUCUGUCGAUGUCUUCUAAGCUUAUAUCAGUAUCUUUCUUUGAUUAAGACAACGCUCCAUGAGUGCUAUCCACUUAUUUAUAUACUGUGACAAUUUAUUAUCUUAUGUCGACAUAUAGCGGAGAUUAAGGCGACUUACCACUAGAAUCAUCUCUCCAAAUCGACUCCCCAAAGUCGAUAUAACAACUUGAGAUGUAUUAUCCCGAAAGGUCAACUUACCGAAGACGACAUGACAACUACUCAUGUACCAUCUCGCCAAGUCGACUUGCCUAAGUAAUAAUGAUGACUUGUGCACAUCUGUUGACUUGCCAAAGUCGACUUAAAGAAGUUAGCAAGACAACUUGUCGGAUUGUAUGAUCGCCAAGUCGACUUCUCGAUAAGUAGAGAUGACGACUUGUCCACAUCUAUUAUCUCGUCGUCUACCCAGUGAAGCCUGAAUGACAACUUGUACACUCCUCUUAUCUUCCCAAGUCGAUUUCACUAAGUUGGCUUAACGAAUGACCGAAAAAUUAACUUGCCAAUGUGACACACUAAUCAGUGGGUGAGGACAAGAUGCUACGACCUGUAGCGUCAGCACGUAUGUUGAGUCCCUAUGGGGACUAUGGACCGUGCGUGCAUAUAAAAUUUAAUGGUUGUGGAAUUGCGCAUGUGUAAUUCUAGCUGACGACACAUAUCGGUGGUGACCCAAGUGAGGGAUUUGUACUGUCAUUUCCCUUAAAGACCUCGUUUGUGAAUAAAUUGUCAAGAAUCUAUCAAAUGGGGAGGGAUAUUUAAUACCUUCUGUGUGAAAUAUACCUCCGGAAAAGAAUCAAAGACGCGGAAAGAGUAAAUUUUACGACAAAGGAUAAAUAUGAAAAAUUGAAGGUUUUUUAAAGUCUAAAUUUGGAUCUAAUUUUCACAAUUUCGCUAGGUUUACCUUCAAAUAACCGCGAUGCCAUAUAAAAGACUGAUAACUCCACGAAUAAAAGACAAGAUGUAGACAAGUCGUUUUGUCAACUGCGGGAAGUUGACUUGGCAAAAUAAUUCAGCUCGACAAGUCGUCAUCCAGACUUUGUUAAGAAGAAUUGGCAAGGUAAGAGAUGUGGGUAACAGUGUUUAACUCGUAGACUUGGGGAGAUAAAUCAUCUCGACAAGUUGUUUUGUCGACUUCGUUAAGUUGACUUGGCAAAACAAAAGAUUUGCAGAAGUCAAUAUUCCUUCGGCAAGUCGACUUGGCAAGAGCAUGCAUCUCGACAAGUUGUCAUACCGACUUUUGGAAGUCGAUUUGGAGAGUUUCUUUUGGUGGGACGUCGCCUUACUCUCUGCUACAUGUCGACAUGCCGUGAUGAACUUUCGAAGUAUAUUUAAUACGUGGCGGAGCGCAGUAGUUUAAUCAUUGUUGAAAAGAUAAAUAUUUCGUAACUUAUGGUUGGUGUUGAAGCAGAGGCAUAUUUGUUCUACAGAAAUGCAAAAAAACAGGCAAAAAUCAUGUGUCGGUUCAGCAGUUACAUUCCUGUUUAUUUCAGCAUUUUUCUAACUGUGGACAUCUUUGUAAAUAAUUACUCAAAAAUUUCAAUUGUUUUUAGAAUCAAUUGUAAUGAGUUCUCGAGGCUUAUCAGUCUUUUCAGAACCAUACAAAAUAUGUAGGUUGUGUAAAAUCAUGCAUAACUGCAAUAUGCAGGACGAACCUGCUGUAAAGAUAUAGGCCUAAGUCUAGGUGUUGGUUUAUUUUCCAGAAAUUUUGGAAAUUGUUUACUUUGGAAAAAAAGGCCCGUAACUUCGCUUAAUAUCUCGGUAAAAACGAUUAGGUAUCAAAAAUGUUACACAUAUAACAUUUAGCGUUAAACCUGCGUAGUUUCUUUGUAUAUGGAAUAGUUGGGAAUAAACUUUCAUUUGGGGAUUUGUUUACCAUAUUAACAUUUGCCUAAAUUGUCUGGUAAAAGCAUUUAGAAGAAGAAACAACUCUCAAAGGUGCAAAGUAACGCAACACAAGAAUAAAUCAUAUCCUAAAAACACAUUUUAUAUUCAAUAGCUGAAAACGAAAUUGAUGUUUAAAAACACAGAAAAGUUUUUAAAUAAAGUAAAGAGUUACAUACAUGUAACA